Arabidopsis lyrata subsp. lyrata is the source of this 1777-nucleotide messenger RNA. Its product is annotated as cysteine-rich repeat secretory protein 18. NCBI's taxonomy places the organism in Eukaryota, Viridiplantae, Streptophyta, Magnoliopsida, Brassicales, Brassicaceae. The transcript is spliced from 2 exons. The record is from RefSeq and is a predicted model, not a curated record. The coding region runs from base 688 to 1731 and encodes 347 amino acids.
GGGAGGACAAACUCAUUUUUUCCUUCCAUAGAGCAUCCUAACUAUGCACUACUUCAAUGUAUCGUCAUCUUCCUUUGUAAGAGGCAGCCGGAGAAGCAUAGCUAUACCAAAUGUCAUAAGUAUUAUUCCCUCGAUGAAAGAGUCACCUACCCUAAGCUCUAUUAUGAACUCCGAGCAUCCAACAUUCCAUAAAUGAACAAAUUCAACUGUUUAGAGGAUCUCGAAAAUCCAGUGCAAGUAACAGGAUAUUUAAAUGAGAAAAAGAUAAUCAGCUAUACGACGUAUAACACAUAACUUUAAAUUGUUAUAAAAGUUAAAUUUUCGGUGGGUUUGAUCAUUUUUGUAUAAUAUGCAACUAUGUUUCACAAUUAUGGUCUCUCUUAUCUUGUUGUAGAGUUUUCCUCGUUAAGCUGUUUGAGACUUUUAGUUCUAUCUCAGGAACUAGCUUUUAAACAUUAUAAAUUAAAGCAAUUUUCUUUAAUAAAUAUGUUAUAUAGAAACACACAAACUUGAUUAAAUAGCAUAUAUAUACAUAUAUAAUUUGAUGAAAUCUGAAAAUUGGGAUUGAUCAUGUUAGACAAAAAAGAAGAAAGAAUCUUGUAAUUAUAGAAAGCAACGAUUUCCCCCAGAAUUGGCUUAUAUAAGCUAAUCUAAUAAAAUUGUUGACAAAAAAAAAAAAAAAAAUCAAUGAUUCCUUCAUUUCAGGUCGUCAUCGUACAAUCGUGUGAUUGUAAUUGUUUGAACUCAGUCACACCUUGGAGCUUUUACUUUUUCGUUGGCCCUUUUGUUGCCACAAAGUUCCUCCCGAGUCUCCUACACAAAAAUCACAGUUUCAACGCUAAAAAGCUAUAUAAAAAAUUCCCUCUUGAAAAAAAAAAAAAAAACCAAAAUAAAUCCAAAACAAUGUAUUCUUUAUCCUCUGAAUCAAAACGCUUCAUUCUAGUCCCUAUCUUGGUCGUGGUGGCCGCACAACUCCUUCUCGUACACAGCGUUUCUUCACUAAACCUUACCAAUUCGUAUCUCCAGCACAAAUGCUUAGUCAAUCAAGGGAAAUACAAGCCGGGAAGCCAGCACGAGAAAGCCCUCAAUGAUAUCAUACAAAGCUUUUCAAAAGAUUCGGAAGGUUUUCAUACCGGUUUCAGCAUGGAGGCCUAUGGUAAAGAGCCUGAUAUAGUCGCCAUCACCUACCAGUGUCGUAUCGAUUCUCGCGGGCCCAAGUGCCACUCCUGCGUUGUCACCGCCGGUUCUGAGCUUCUUCGUAAGAGAUGUCCGAGAGAUAAAGGGGCAAUAAUAUGGUACGACCAAUGUCUUGUGGACUUUUCUUCGUUAGAUACUUUUGGGCAGAUCAAUUACGACGACAACUUCUGUAUGCCCAGCACGAAAAACCUGAUCGGCGAUUCGAUUUCUUUUGAAGAAAGGUUGCGUCUCCUCGACAAUCUGACAGAGAUGGCCGUCACGAAAAUAGAUAGAAACAUAAAAGGUAUAAAAAAAGCAGUACUGUAUGCGGCGGGGGAGAGGAGACUCGGGAAGAAUAAUCUGUACGGAAUGGUGCAGUGCUCUGGUGACUUAUCUGUUCAGGGUUGUAAUGAGUGUAUGACAUAUUAUACAGUGCAUUUUCAAAAUUGCUGGAAAAGCAAACAAGGAGUACGAGUUUUGAGUAGAAGCUGUAACUUUAGGUAUGAGCUUUACCCUUUUAUCAACCCCAAGGGUCCUUACUAUACCAAGUUCUAAAGCAAUUUGACUAUGUUGCUUUUAGAAUAUUUUUCUUUUCUUUUAA